AACCACUUGGCUGUGAACCACUUGGCUGUGAACCACUUGGCUGUGUCUGGAAAGCUUCAACGUGUUGCGAUUGGUCGAUCCUUACCAGUUUUGUCAAGUCAUCGGCGGAGAAAGUUCCACGAAGGAAGACACAACAGCACCUGCGGUGGGAAUGCGACGUCCGCUCGCCGGCUAGACAAGGGAUACUAGUCAGCUGCGGAGCCGAGAAUCUAGUCCUUACUCAUAGGCAAGGCAACCAUUACAACCGGUACGUAACGCGCGGCCCAGGAUGAGCAAAUACCGCUUCUCCAUGCCGAUGCCAGUGCUACCUGGGCCCAUGCUGCAGCUGCACCUGGCCCCUCUGCCGUGCUGUGUGUGCCCGCCGGCUAAAACAAUUCGACCGCGGCGCCGCGGGGCCCGGUGCCGUGGCGUGGCGAGUGCGACGCUGGAGCCAGCGGCCCGCUUACGACUGGGCCUCAUCGUCGGCGACGAUACGGCGCAGCCGCGCUGGAUCCCUACGAGCGCGAACGUUUCACGCACCCUCCAGGCGUCGCUGACCAUCUUCUACGUCGUGCUGUGCCAGCCGACUCCUCGCAGCUACCGCGCCUUCCCGACCCUCCUGACAGAUAUCCGCGCGUUCGUGUGCACCAUCUUUGACGGCUACGCCCACGAGAAGACGCACUACAGCCUCCACGCCGCAAUUACAGGAGUACCGCUCUAG
Molecule: messenger RNA, 700 nt
Organism: Lasiosphaeria miniovina
Lineage: Eukaryota; Fungi; Ascomycota; Sordariomycetes; Sordariales; Lasiosphaeriaceae
Exons: 2
Coding region: 269-700 (143 amino acids)
Source: RefSeq, a predicted model, not a curated record